CUUCUGAGAAGAUGUUGAAAGCAUGGAAAGAAAUGGAAGAAAAGGCAGAAGCUUGUAAACAAGCUGCUGAAAUUGGUCAUUUGGAAGAACAGAUUGUGGGACUACACAGUGAAAUAGUGGAACUGCAGAGGAGCCCAUAUGCAAGGCGUCAGGGAGAUGUUAUGGAAAACCUAGAACAGAAAGCCAUUGAUUUAUACAGGAAGCUCAAGGGGAAACCAAAAGAUUCACAUCAAUACGGAGACAGCACAGAAAUGGUAAAGAUCAUUGUUCAAACUGUGCAGAAUCAAGAUCGGGUGCUAAAGGAGCUAUAUGCCCAUCUCAGUAAACUUCUGGCCUGCAAGCAGAAAAUCAUUGAUCUUUUUCCCAAGAUUGAACAAGCGCUUGACAACAUUAGAGAAAAUGAAAAAAUGUUAUUGCGGUCGCAAGAAAAGAGGCAGAAAGAAAUAUGGUAUUUGUUAAAAAUUGCUUGUAGCACAGCUCGAGGUCCUGAAAGUGCAAGCCCGGUGUCUUCUGGUUCACCCCAUGGUUUAGGAUGGACACAACAAGGGCAAAAUUUUAUGCCACAAAAUGCUUUACCUAACCCUUUGUCCUCUAUACCUGCAAUGAAAAACAGUGAAUCUUCAAUGUCUGUAAUUGAAGAGAACCAACAUUUCUGCAGCCAGUUGCAUGAUUUGAUGCGGGAAACUCUGUCAGAACAGAAUAAUAGUAUAUCGUCUCUUGAUUGGAGCUGGCUUGAAGAAAUGCUGUCAGACAGACUCUGAAAUACAUAUCUUGGCAUGGCAGUUGAUUUAAUGAGCCCUGAACACCGGAAGACUUUGAAUCAGUGUUGAUUUGCUGUUGUGCACACUAUAAAGAAAAGUCCUGUUUCUGGACCUGGGAACAGAAUCUUACUGUGCUUCGGAUCCAUGUCUCUUAGGACUUUAACUGCACUGUAUCGGAUCAAUGCAGAACAGUGCAAGAAAGUAUUGUACCUGCACAUUAUACUGCUUCUGGCUUUGUCAUUAUCCAUUUUUAUGUUACACUUAAGAUAACAUUUUAGCUAAGAUUCUGUUGGAUAUUUAAUAAAAACAGAAAUUCAGAAAUAUUCAAGUCUGUCAGCAGUUGGAAAAAUGAAAAGGUGCUUGUACAAUUUGUUCACUGAAAUUGAAGGACCAACAACUUUAACUGUCACACUUUUAUAAAUCAGUUGCUAUAGGAUUUUCAGGAUUGUUUUAUUUUGCUUGUUUAUUUACAUCAGUAUUUAUUUAGAAGAGGUAAGAGUAAAAAUAUUUUCCAGAUCUUUCUCUGCAUUAUAUAUGGAAAGGGAAGUAAUUCCAGAAGAAUUUGUUGAACAUUUUGAUUAUUUUAAAAGAUCCAUGUUGCAUAUUAUCUACAUGCAUACCUUUCUGGUCUCCAUGUAACAAUAACCAAUUGAAGUCCAGCUGCCUUGUAUAAGAUUUAGGCAGUGUCCUCCUGUAGUCUUAGGAAGUUCAGUAGGCCAUGACUUUCAAAUCAUUAAAUAUCCUUGGAGACCUUUAACAGUAACUUGGUUAACAAGUACAGAGUUUAAUGGUGUCCUCAAUUCUUAGCAUGUCUAAAGUUGUGCAUCCUGCAUGAUGGCAUUCCCCACUGCUGACAUAGACACUGCAAUCGACCCUGGAGCCAGAACCAACUACAGGUUUCAAAAUUAAUUAUUUUCUUGACAUUAAAUGAUAUUCUCCUGACUGUUGUUUAACUCAUUCAAAAUACAGCCUACAGGUUUUCCUACUACUUCAGUUUCAAUUUCUGAAAAGCAAGUACAAGCAUUCUGUAGAAGCCAUAUUCAUUUCGAGGAACUGUGUUUCAUAAAAAAAAAGUUGUGCAAUGUUUGCAAAAUGAUAUAUAGCUACCUGAAAAGUUCUGUCAUUUUUAUAGAAAUCAAUUUUAAUACCUGAUAUGUCCCUCUCUAAUAUUUUUUGACUGCUAUUCAGAAAAGAUUCUAAGCAGCUAUCAUGUCCAGUAACAUACUGUGACAGUCCCUAAAAUUUCUAAAACAAAUAUCAUUUUCAUUGGCACGUUUAGUCUUAAUGCAUUCCACAAGUAGAAACUAUAUUUUCCACUCAUUUGUUGUAGUGAUUGGAAUGAGUUCAGCCAGGUGGACCUCGCAGAAUACGAGUUUCCUGUUUGAGGCUGUUAACCUGGUCGAAUCAAGGUGCCCUGACUGACAUAUAAAAACAGGAGUGUUGGGGGUUCUGUUCACUCUAGGAGCCAGCUCUGAGCUAGCUGGGUCAGUGUCAUGUACAAUGCAUGUGUAAAUAAAGUGUGACUUGGUAAGUGGAAACUAUUUGAAUAACACUUUCUUUAUGGUUAAGUAACUCCUGCUUUUGUCCAGUCCUGUGAUUGUGGCAAAUUGGAGGCUACUCUCUAUCCAAUAGUUAAAAUUCACUAUUUUUGGGUUUGAAGCAAGUACUGGUUCUUGAUGGUUUUAGCUGCCCGGAAAGCUUCCACUGUUGAGUUUAAUUUGUCUACUUUGUUGGAAUUGUUUGAAUGGAGAACGCAGAUAUUACAGGAUCAGUGUUUUUACAUCUAGGAAAUAUUUUUAUCUUUUUGACCGAAUAGAUGUAAGUUCCUCCUAUACCUUGAAAUUUGAUGAACAGUUUCUUGCAGUAUAUGUACGUCUGGGCAAACCUUUAGGUUCUACUUGGGGGUAAUUGCCAGUUGAUCUAAGGAUUAAAAGAAAAAUGCAAGGUCAUAUGUGGAUGGCACUCUUUUUAAAUUAUUAUUUUCCGCAGCUUCUUUCCUUGACUUCAUGGUCCAACCACCAUUUUUGACGAAAAGUGUAAAGAAUUGCUUCAGGAAUACUCUGGUGUUGUUUCAAAACUGGUUGAUAACCUAACUUGGCUGCCAAGGGAUUGCUGACCCUUUUUGGCCCUUGAAAAUGAAUCUGACUUUAGCAGUAUAACUAAAAUUAGCAACAUGAUUUUUUAAAAAUUUUGAAGCUUGCAUCUGUACGCUUGGCUCAAAGCGUUGACCCUUCAACAUUCUGCACAAACCCAAACUGGCUCUAACUAAUCCUAAACCCUUCAACCUUCAAUUUCCAUCUUUAACAUGAUAAUAGAUGCAAGGUUUUUUUUAAAUUUUUAAGUGACCUGUUUAGUCAAUUAUUGUGUUAAAAUGUUUAAAAUACUUUUAUGACCAACUGUGAAAUGACUUCUUGCACUGUGACAGUCUAUGUAUUUUUUUUCUUAAUUGACAUAUUUAAAUUGAGAUGCAUAACUCGCACAGCGAGAGAUGGAAGUACCUCUGGUCAUGAGUUUGUUCUGUAGGACUCAUUGACCACUGAAAUUUUUUUUUCUCAGAGUGGAAAAUACCUGUGUACUCAAAAUAUUUCAUGAUUUCUUGCAAAACAGUAGUGGUGCCUACUUUGUAAUUGCCCAACAUGGCAUCAUUUACUUGUCCCUUUGGUUUUUGCUGUUGAUUUGGUGUAAAUGGGAAAUUUCUUCUUAACUAAUCUUUUGCAUAUUUCCACCAUUGUGCUGAUUGAGACUGAACCUUAAAUUAUAAUAUGAUACAAAAAGGUUUGUUAUACUUCCUCACAAAUUGAUUUGCUUUUUUGAUUUCUUAGUACAAGUCCCAUGACUUUAAAUUGUUUAUUUCAUUUUAUUAAGCAGUCACAUUUGUGUCUACAUGUCUACAGUAGUCUGGUCGGGGGGGAAAAAAUAGCUUUUCAUUAAGGCAUAGACCACUCUAAACGUUGUAUGAACUGGGACUGCACAGAGAUAAUGCAGCAAGUACUGUGAUGAAUUGGAAAUACGUUGUAUCACUUGUCUAGAUUUUAAGUAAUAAAUAUACAAGAUCAGUGGAAAGAUAGUGAAUAGACUCAGUUCAUGAGAGAAUACCAACAAUGUCUUUCGUAUAACAAACAGUUCUGCUGUCAAUCAUGUAUCUCUUGUACAUUUUACAAUUUUAAUCCUAUGACAACAUUGAUUGCACUUUAAAAAAUAACAUUAUUUGAAUUUUGUUAUAUAAAGUUCUGUCACAAAAUAUUGUCAGCAAUAUGUUAGACAAUGGGUUUAUAUCCACCUCCUUAUUGAUAAUGAAACUUUUGUGUACUUUAUGUGCCUAUAUUUUUUGUCCAAUAUUAGCUAAUACAGGAAAAUAUUUUUCUUAUUCUGUAAGCUGUUGUGUGAUUGGAUUCAUUUUUCAUUAAUGCUAAAGCAUUUAUUUAAAUUGAAAUUAAUCAUAAAAUUCUAUUGUUCUGUUUUUGAUGUAAUCACUUAUUCAUAUUUCUUAAGUAACUGAAUACAAGAAAUAGACGUAAAUAUCAACAGAUAAAAUGCAGAAAAAUUAAAACUCCAAUUUAAGUUCCUGUAUAUAAUUGCAUGAUAAAUGUUAUUUUUUUAACUUCUGUUUUAAACGUUAAUUUGUAUUUAUACAGUUCUGAAGUAGCAAAAGUGUAUUUUUUGUCAGUUUUGUUUUGACAGUUUUGAUUAUUGUAUGCUAUAAACCGAUUUUAAUGUUUUGAACUGUGUGAAAUGCAAAUGGUUCUCAGAUCCACUACUAUGAAGUUAUUUUGUUGCAAGCAAACUGACAUUAAAGAAUAAAUCAACAGACUUAAAUGUU
Molecule: messenger RNA, 4581 nt
Organism: Rhincodon typus (whale shark)
Lineage: Eukaryota; Metazoa; Chordata; Chondrichthyes; Orectolobiformes; Rhincodontidae
Product: inhibitor of nuclear factor kappa-B kinase subunit alpha-like
Exons: 8
Biological process (GO): tumor necrosis factor-mediated signaling pathway; peptidyl-serine phosphorylation; positive regulation of transcription by RNA polymerase II
Cellular component (GO): IkappaB kinase complex; cytoplasm
Molecular function (GO): IkappaB kinase activity
Source: RefSeq, a predicted model, not a curated record